CCACAUGGUAUUCAUAGCUUACACGUCACAUAUGUGAGAUCUCGACAUGGGUGGAGCACGAUGAGACAUGUCAUUUUGUUUACAGCCGCUGGCAGUCAUCCAGGAACUCACAGAACCACGGUUAUACCUGCGUAACUUCUGAAAAGUAUCUGAAAAUAAGACAAAACUACCUCUGUGAAUGUGGACCCAGAUUAUACAGUAAACACAACACUAUCUCACAAGGGGAGAUUCUUAUUAACUUAAAACCAAAAAAAUCUGCUAAAUCGACUCUGUUUACCUCAGCCGAAAGUAGAACCAUCAAGGUUUUAUUGGGUAGUGUGAACAGGUCUGUCUGGUUUACAACAUUUGUGUCUGUCAGGGGAGACUGGAGCGAUGUUUUUGGUUGUUGUUGUCAGUUUUUCUUUAAUGUUGCCCGUUGGUCAAACAGAACCCAUCGUGGACUCUUCUUAUGUUGCUGCUGUGUAUGAGCACAACUUAAUCCUGAACCCGGAGUCUCGUGUUGCCCUGUCCCGCGCCGCUGCCCUGCAGCAUAUGCAGAAAAACCUGGAUAUCUAUGAGGAGCAGGCAGCCCGGGCUGCUCAGCAGGGAGCCCAGAUCCUGGUGUUUCCAGAAGACGGUAUUCAUGGUUACAACUACAGCCGUUCAUCCAUCUCUGGCUACUUAGAAACCAUUCCUGACCCCCAGCAGGAGAGCUGGAACCCCUGCACAGAGCCGGGAAGAUACAACAACACUGAG
Messenger RNA from Epinephelus moara (kelp grouper), 735 nucleotides. RefSeq names its product biotinidase-like. The record is from RefSeq and is a predicted model, not a curated record. The transcript is spliced from 2 exons. NCBI's taxonomy places the organism in Eukaryota, Metazoa, Chordata, Actinopteri, Perciformes, Serranidae. The annotation marks the transcript as partial.